Phaeoacremonium minimum UCRPA7 is the source of this 570-nucleotide messenger RNA. RefSeq names its product putative ubiquitin-conjugating enzyme protein. The coding region runs from base 1 to 570 and encodes 189 amino acids. The record is from RefSeq and is a predicted model, not a curated record. The transcript is spliced from 6 exons. Gene Ontology annotation, biological process: ubiquitin-dependent protein catabolic process; protein polyubiquitination. Gene Ontology annotation, molecular function: ubiquitin conjugating enzyme activity. Gene Ontology annotation, cellular component: nucleus. NCBI's taxonomy places the organism in Eukaryota, Fungi, Ascomycota, Sordariomycetes, Togniniales, Togniniaceae.
AUGAGUAGCCCACGGCGCAGAAUUGAGACGGAUGUCAUGAAUGUAAGCUUCGAGCAUCCUCCUCCACCUCUUCUGCACUUCUCACACACCCGACACAGGCAAGAGUUCUACGUGCGGUUCAAGGGACCGGCAGAGACGCCAUUUGAGGGUGGCGUGUGGAAGGUCCACGUCGAACUCCCCGACCAGUACCCGUACAAAUCCCCUAGCAUUGGCUUUGUUAAUCGCAUUUUCCACCCCAACAUCGACGAACUGUCCGGAUCUGUCUGCCUGGACGUCAUCAACCAGACCUGGUCGCCCAUGUUCGAUAUGAUCAACAUCUUCGAAGUCUUUCUUCCACAGCUCCUCCGGUACCCGAACCCUACCGAUCCCCUGAAUGGAGAAGCGGCAGCGCUUCUUAUGAGGGAGCCGAAGAGCUAUGAUGCCAAGGUCAAAGAGUAUGUUCAGAAGUACGCGAACAAGGAUGCUGCCGACGAGGCGGGAGCAGAGAGCGAAGACGAUGACGACAUGUCAUCGGUAGCGAGUUUCGGUGACGAGGAUGAUGAACCAGCUGGCCAGAUGGACGAUGUGUAA